AUGGCGCACGAGAAGGCAUGGGCGGAAUAUUACGUCAACAACUCGCGCUCGGAUUUCAAACUCAUCGACGACGGCUACUCCGAUAUAGAUGGCAGUGAUAAAUCGAAUUACAAUAAUUAUUACGACAACCAGACCCUGGACUUGGAGUACCAUGAGUCCAAUUUCACUACGGACGAUUAUUGCUCGUCGAACUACUCGCACGUAUAUCUGAACGUCACUUGCCAAUUUCCGGUUAACUAUGCAGAGCCCAUGUACGGGUACAUCGCUCCCUUCCUGCUAGCCACAACGACAGUAGCCAAUACUCUAAUCGUAGUCGUGCUAUCGCGCCGUCACAUGAGAACACCCACCAACGUCGUUCUAAUGGCGAUGGCUCUCUGCGACAUGUUCACGAUGCUGUUCCCAGCACCCUGGCUCUUCUACAUGUACACAUUCGGAAACCACUACAAGCCCCUCAGCCCCGUCCAAGCGUGUCAGGCGUGGAAUUAUAUGAAUGACGUAAUACCCGCGAUGUUUCAUACUGCUAGUAUAUGGCUCACCCUCGCAUUAGCGGUACAGAGAUACAUCUACGUGUGUCAUGCACCAGUCGCAAGAACAUGGUGUACAAUGCCGCGUGUGAAAAAGUGUCUUAUAUACAUCGGGAUAGCGGCUUUCCUUCAUCAGUUCCCUCGGUUCUUCGAGAAGGAGUACGUGCCCCACUAUACCAUCUGGAGAGGUCACAGAGAAGAAGUCUGUAGAGGAAAACUCGCGUCCUGGCUGUACAGCAUAUCAGUGGACGGCUACUUCACAGCUUACUUCACUUUCCGAGUGCUCUUCGUGCACUUAAUCCCCUGCACUUCGCUGGUGGUCCUCAACGUUCUCCUCUUCAGAGCGAUGAGGACAGCGCAGGUCAAUCGGCAGAAGUUGUUCAAAGAGAGCCGCAAGACCGAAUGCAAGAGACUGAGCGACUCAAAUUGCACAACCUUGAUGCUCAUCGUUGUUGUAACCGUCUUUCUCCUCGUCGAGAUUCCCGUCGCCGUGGUCACCAUCCUCCACAUCAUUUCCAGCACGCUGAUGGAGAUCCUGGACUACGAUAUCGCGAACAAACUGAUAUUGGUGACGAAUUUCUGUAUCAUCCUCUCCUAUCCCAUCAAUUUCGCAAUCUACUGCGGCAUGUCCCGCCAAUUUAGGGAGACGUUCAAGGAAUUAUUCAUCAGGGGCGCCGUCACCACCAGAAAUGGUGGUUCGAGUCGGUACUCGCUCGUCAACGGGCCCCGGACUUGCACUAACGAAACUGUACUUUAA
Molecule: messenger RNA, 1281 nt
Organism: Leptosia nina
Lineage: Eukaryota; Metazoa; Arthropoda; Insecta; Lepidoptera; Pieridae
Source: the annotation of a GenBank genome assembly